Molecule: messenger RNA, 2382 nt
Organism: Colletotrichum acutatum
Lineage: Eukaryota; Fungi; Ascomycota; Sordariomycetes; Glomerellales; Glomerellaceae
Exons: 4
Coding region: 1-2382 (793 amino acids)
Biological process (GO): proteolysis
Molecular function (GO): serine-type peptidase activity
Source: RefSeq, a predicted model, not a curated record
AUGUCUUACAACGCCCCUUCCAAUACUUCCACCACCACCAGCGGCGCUCCUCGCGCUGCGGUCUGGAGCUUGAAGUCCUCCAACCCUGACCUCCCUGCGGAGUCAGCCAUCUUGCCCGACGAUGGUAGCAACGGCACUGAGUCCGUCUUUGAUGAUGACAAACGCCGUCGCGUCGACCCUCAGAACUUUGCUGAUGGUGGCAAGUUCCGAUCUGUCGUCAAGAUCCAGGCUUGCUUCAACAAGGGCAACGGCAGCGUCUGGAUGAUGGGCUCCGGUUGGCUCAUUAGCCCGGACACCGUCGUCACCGCCGGCCAUGUCGUCUACGACUGGGGUCACCGCCUCCAGAGCGCCACCGAGAUCAAGUGCUACAUUGGAUACUCUGGCCGCGCUUCCAUUGGCACUCCCAACGUCCAAGCCCGCUUCGGUGAGCGUAUCAUCACCACCGCUGAGUGGAUCGAGGCUGCCGGCAACCGCAGACAUGAUGUCGCCUUCAUCAAGGUCAACCGUCCGUUCACCGGCAACCUCCGAAACAUCCCCUUCAAGGAGACUCCUUUGUUCGCCAAGAACGCCAACAUUGGUGUUGUCGGAUACCCUGGUGACAAGUACCUCGAAGGCCAGAACGGACAGAGCGGAGAGAAGGGUGCUCAGAUGUACGAGGAGUUCGCGCCUACCGAGUAUGACCUCAAGAAGAGCGAGCGCCAUAUGAUUGAGUACCAGGUCUCGACUUUCGCCGGUCAGUCUGGCGCCCCGAUCUUCCAGGUUGAGAACAACUCGUUGGUGUCCAUUGGCACCCACUGCUACGGUGGUGGCGGCGACGAGAGCAACUCUGGCAACUCCAUCAGCGGCCCCUACGGUAACAACUACCAUGCCUUCCUCGAUCUCUUCAACAGCCCCCAGUUCCCCCAGGCACAGCGUCAGGGCAUCAAGGUCAAGAACAGCAGCGCCCCUUAUUCCAACGGUUACAGCAACGGCAACACGUACAACGGCAACACGUACAACGGCAACGGCAACGGAUAUUCCAAUGGCGCCUCCAACGGACACAGCAACGGCUACAACAGCUUUCGCCAGGAGAUCGUGUCUUCUCCCCCGCAGCCGGCCCACUACAACUCGGGCACGGGUUUUCAGGAGAGCUCGGAUGAGGAGGGCUUCUUCGAUAUCAUCAGGUCGAUCGCCAAAGUCGCCGGACCUGUCGUCUCGACUGUCACUCCUUUCCUUGGUCCCAUUGGUGGACCCAUCGGUGCCAUCGCUGGCGGCAUCCUUUCGACUGUCGGAGGUGCCGAAAGCGCUCUCGAGGACGGGAACGCGACUGCCGCUGUUGAGACCGCGAUCAACUCGGGCGCCACUGAGCGCGCGGUGCUCGCCGAGGCGUCGCUUCAGGCCCUACUGAAGCUCGAAGAUACCCCCGAGACCGCUGAGAUCCUCCAUACCAUCAACUCCAAGUACAACGCUUUCAGGCCCAAGUUGGAUGCCAUCGCCAAGGUCGCUCAGCCCCAGCUCACUGAGGCCGGACUUCACCUGGCUCACCGCCAGAUAGCCAAGAUCCAGGAGCGAGGAGCCUCUGGAUUCCAGGAGUCUGACAUUGAGCUCCCUCGUGAGCAGCUCAGGGGCCUCCAGUACAACCAGCAAGGCUCGCAAGGAGCCUUUGUCCAGGGUCUCCUGGCACCCACUCGUCCGGUCUCGGGCGAAGAGGGCUUCUUUGACUCCCUCGGCUCUGUCUUGAGCAAGGGCAUCAGCUUUGCCAAGCCCUUCAUUGCGAGUGCCGCGCAGGGAGCACUCUCCGGCGUCAUCGGCCGUCUCGGUGGUGGCGCGGAGUCCUCCAUCGACACCCCCGCCGUCGGCUCUCAUGAGUAUGCCACACUUCUCGCGUUCAAGCGUGCCGCUGCCGCAGAGGCCGCUCUGCAGACCCUCAUGGCGCUGCCCAAGGAGAAGCUAGACCUCCUUCGCGUCAGCGAGCCCCAGAACGGCGAGGAGGGCUUCUUCGACGUCAUCAAGGCUGGCGUCCAGAAGAUUGCCCCCUCCGUGUUGGACAUUGCCAAGACGGCCAUGCGCAAGGUCGUCCCCGUCAUCGUCGACGCUGCUUCCCAGAAGAUCAAGAGCGCCGUCGGACAGGAGAGCGCCAACUCGGCUCCCCGUAACAACGUCACCAGCACUACCAGUGUCAUUCGGACCAAGAGGUCCGUCGCAGACUUGCUCACCGCGUCGGGUCAGUCCUACAAGGGAGCGAAGGUGAGCAACAGCCCUGAUGAUUUCGACCACGUGAACGCCACCCUCGAGGAGCUCCUCAAGUCCCGUGAGAGUACAUGGGUGCCUUCGCUCCACAAGCGCAAGUCCUGGGACUCGAACGACGACGGCCUCUGCAUGAUGGACGACGAGGAUCUUUGA